UUGGAUGAGAGGUGUCGGGUUUGGGGCUAUAAAAGGAGGGGCGCGCGCCAGCGCCCGCCACACAUCACCCGGACCCGAGUCUGCAAAGGUGGCGACAGCGGCGUCAAAAUGACGGUUUGGUGCAACUCCUGCAAAUGUCACGUCAGCGCACCGUGCACCUCUCACCAUCUGCCCGCGGAGCACCGCGGCUCCGUCUGCAGGAGGUUCAGAUCCACCAAAGGAGCCUCCAAAGCCCGACGAGACCACAUCAAUCACGAGAUCAAGAAUUUGCGCGCUCUGCUUCCCAUCACCCAGGAGGACCAGGAGCGCCUCUCUUACCUUCACUCCAUGGCUGCCAUCUGCACCUACAUCAGGAAGUCUGUUCACUUCCAGGACGACGCUAAGCUAAGGCUGCCCUCGGCUGGAGAGCGGUCGCGCUGCCUUCUGCCUUAUGAGGACUUUCUGGACACCCUGCCUGGCUUCCUCCUGGUCACCACAGCAGGAGGCCGGCUGGUCUACGUGUCAGAAAACGUGCCCGAAUAUAUCGGCCUUUCCAUGGUAGAUGUGCUACAGGGAGACACAAUAUACGACAUGGUCGAAGGCUCUGAUGUGGAAGUUGUGAAGUCAAAUCUGGACAUUGAAAACAACAUAUCAUCAGAGAGGAGCUUUAUAUGUAGUCUGCAGUCCUCCAAGGCCUUUAAAAUGCAACAUGGCAGCUGCUGCUCUGUGCUGAUCAGAGGGAGCUUCCAGUUCUUCCCUCAGCCGUCUCCUGCAGCCUGUCCGAACGGCGAGCCUCUCUUCGUUGCCCUCUGUACCCCCACAGUGAACCGUCUGACCGUCACCGACUCUCCCUUCUGCCUCGCCUUCACCAGCACCCACAGACCAGAUAUGAGUUUUACCCAGCUCUCGCACAGUGUUUUAUACCUUUUGGGGUAUUCAGCAGAUGAAAUGGCCGGCCGAUCGUGGUACAGCCUUUUGCAUCCUGAAGAUCUGUCAGAGGGUGCAGCUUCUCAUAGAAGUUUAAUGCAGGCAGACGAGGGCUUCCAGGUGGAGAUGGUACUGCGAUUCCAGCGCAUGGAUCUGUCAUGGACUUGGAUCUUUAUUCGAGCUAACAAGGAGUCAGAGAGCCAAAGCAUCGGCUGCACUAACUUCAUCAUCGGCGAAACCGAGGCCAGGUAUCUGCAGGAGAAGAUCAGCAGCCAUGCCUUCAAGCCAUCCGUGCCAAACUCCCCCCAUCCCGCUCAACAGGCUCCUCAAAGUCAGAGCUACGGCUCCAAAUGCCCCAAGAGACAGAGGACGUCCAGUAGCCCGAGUGAGGAGCCGGCUUCCAAAGCAAGAAGGGAGUCUGAGCAAGACAUUUACUGCGUGUUAUGCACCUCCUCCCAGAGCGGGAACUCUGCCGCCCCCUUGGGUGAAAGCCCCUCUCUCUUCACGCCUCCUUACAGCCCGGCCUCCUCCCAUUCCCCUCUGCAGCAGGAGGAGCUCAGCCGGGACUUCCUGAUGGAUGUGCACGAGUGCGCGGAUCAGUUGCUCUCCUCCCCUGAGGGCUCCCCCUCUUAUUACUCCAGCUCAGAUGCAGGACUCAGCUGCGAGCGGUCACCUGCCCAGCCGCCCCCCGCAGCCACGGAACAUUUCCACCAGAGAGACUUCGGCCUGUUCAGCGCCCACUCUCCGCUCUCCUCCUCGUCCCUGACUUACGAUUUCCAGGCCUGUCCCUCCGACGCCCGAUUAGUUCCAGACUGUCUGUCGGCGUCCGACACGUGCGACAGCCCGGUGGACUGUGCGUCGCUGCACCCGGACGAUUUUGCCCUCGUGGAGCAGCCACAAGAGGUCAGCCUCGUCCAGCUGCGUCACGUUCCUGACCAGGAGUUCCCGUUACACUCCGGUCUCCUGACAGCCUUCCAGCCCUCCACAUCGUUAGAGACGAACCAGUAUAACGAUCUGGAGCAGGCAGAGAUCAGCAUUCUAGCCCAGCAGAUCUCCUCUCUGGCCAGCAGUUUUGACUUUCACCACACCCUGAAUCCUUUUCAAAACCUGUCCCAGCAUGCAGCCGCCGAUGCCUCGUCCUCAGCCUGCGACUGGCAGCCCCGCCCCGCCCCGGCCCUGCUCCCCAAGCACACGCCGGCCCAUGACGACAGUGUGUUUGACAGUAUCCUCAAAGAGCUGAAUGUGGUCACGAAGAAAAGUGGCACUCCUAGUGCCGGCGCCAUCGCCUGCAGCUUUCAGCAGGGCCUAGUGGGCAGCAGGACCGGGCCCCGACAGCCGGACCAGGAGCCCCUGGGCCUCAUUGCUGAGGAUUCUUUACCUGCAGAGCAGUUCACCACAGGCACCACUGCCAUGGACCCUUUCAGCUCCCAGUUGGGACACCAUAACCACAACACUGGGUUGCAUCAACUCAACCACUUUUUGCAGAGAAACCUCCAGCAAGGUGGACUUGCUGAAGAAAACUUGUUCUGAAGUAGGUCCGUGACUUACUGCGCGAUCACUUGUAUGACAUAUUGUCAGCGUAAUCUUCCUCCACUGGAAUCAAAGAGGAAUGUGAGCACAAAGGCCAUCCUUCAGUCGAUGCUGUUUCCUGUUUCCAACAUGAUUUAUUCCCAAAUGUGACAAAACAAAGACGGAUGCAGGGUUGCUCCUGCAUUUCUGUUCUGUCUUCAUUUGUCAAACACGGCUGUCGGAUGUGUUUUAUGUUCCACUAAUAUCUUAUGCUUUAAGAAAAAGGUACUUGGUAAGAGAAUGUCUGACAAGAUUUACUCAAAUAGAUGUUCACUAUAUUUUUCUUCUAAUACUGGGUGAACACAGUUUACUAUAGAGCACUUUAUCAAAGUCACCGCUGUAAGAAUUGUAUAAAGAGAAGAUACUUCUAAAGAAUGUUGCUUUGAUUUUUAUCUGGAUUAGCUCCAAAACAAGAAACAUUCCAUACAACAGAGAAAUGUGAAAAUAAUUGCAUAUUUUUUAAACAGGUGCCUUAAAACAUGUUGUUUGCUACUAAAAUGAUCUAAUCUCUGAUCUGAUCUUUGGGUUUUAAUUUUCUGUACCAGAUUGUAACCCAGAAAUGAUGCCCAUUGUAAAUACAACACCUACCUCAGGGGGGCAGAUAAAACCAUUCCCAGUCUGAAUUUUCCUAAUGAAUUGUAUUUAUUUGAUUAUUAACAAAUGCUGGAGGGACUAUGUCUCCUGGCUGGCCUGGGAACGCCUUGGGAUCCCCCCGGAGGAGCGGUCAGAAAUAGCAGGGGAGAGGGAAGUCUGGAUGGAUGGAUGAUUCAUAACACACUGACUUAACCUUACUUUCACUUGAUUCAAAAAUGUACUAUUUAAGUUCAUUAUGACCACAUCUUAUGUCUACUGGUACAACUUUAUUUGUUUGAAUGUUUAUCGUUAUUUUGUCAUUUGUCUCAGGCCUUCGAAAUGUAAAUAAAAGUCAUGAAA
Menidia menidia (Atlantic silverside) is the source of this 3408-nucleotide messenger RNA. The record is from the annotation of a GenBank genome assembly. NCBI's taxonomy places the organism in Eukaryota, Metazoa, Chordata, Actinopteri, Atheriniformes, Atherinopsidae.